Messenger RNA from Hibiscus syriacus, 615 nucleotides. RefSeq names its product non-specific lipid transfer protein GPI-anchored 8-like. Bases 16 to 441 code for a protein of 141 amino acids. NCBI's taxonomy places the organism in Eukaryota, Viridiplantae, Streptophyta, Magnoliopsida, Malvales, Malvaceae. The record is from RefSeq and is a predicted model, not a curated record. The transcript has 3 exons.
CAAAUCACAAACAAAAUGGGUCCUAAGAUGUUGAUGAUGGUGGUUCUUGCUAUACUGGCGGCGGCGACAGUAACGGAUGCGCAAGAGACAUGUGCGCAGAGUCUGAUCCCUUGCGCUCCGUACCUUACGAACGCCACAGCGCCACCGCAAGACGAUUGCUGCAACCCCAUCAGAGAAGCCGUGCGUACACAAUUCACUUGCUUGUGCAACCUUUUCAACGAUCCCAACUUGCUUAAUUCUUUCAACGUUUCCGUCCCUACUGCUAUGAGGAUCGCUCGUGAUUGCGGUGUCAAUGCUAAUCUCAGCGACUGCAACAACGCUACUUCUCCUACAUCUGCUCCACCCCCACCAGGGCAAAGAGACAAUGGAGGCGCGCACAGGACAGCGUUGACUGGAAUCACCGUCUUAUUAUUGGUUAUGGUAUUUAUAGCGCUGUACUAGGGAGACAUAUUCCCAUGUUGGGUUUGUGAGAGUAAAUAAUAAUACAGAGAUCAUUCAGAUUUUUAGGCAGUGAGUGGAGUUGAAUUAUCUGUGAGAUUUUUAUAGUUUCAUACUCUCUUUUUAUAUACAUUUGUUUGUACAGUGUUGUUUGUUCGUACAUUACUUAUUCAGUCA